GUUGACUGCACCGAGUGUGUAUUUUCGUUUGUUGUGAUUAUUUAAAACGUUAAAUACUCGUUGUAUGUGCUCGUCUCGUCUAUUCGCGCGGCGUCCAGUGUGUAAAACCGAGUGCGUGUGCGAGUCGGUACGUUACUGUUACGCGUAUUCAUAUCGGUGUCCGCCGCAGUAAGUGUACAAGUAGCAGCCGUCGGUUUCGUGUGUCGUUCUGCGUGUCCGUAUGUGUUUCGUGUUCUUGUAAUCCGAUUGAUUUUUGUUCCUCCUUUUUUCCUUUUGUUGUGUUAAUAAUUGUUUUUUAGUUACAACAUUACUCGCCUCUAACGAUCGAAUAGUAUUACAAGUUAAUAUUACUUUUUAUCCUACCCAAGGAUAUCUUUGAAUUUCCGAGUAAUUUGGUUUUAACUAAACACACGCUCAUAAUUGUGUCCCGUUGUCGUGUUUUGUUUUUUUGUUAUUAUUAUUAUUAUUAAUUUUUUUGAGUCUGUUUUUUCAUUUUCUCCGCUACAAGUUCAUUAUCGAUCGCUACCAUCGAUAACUACAAUUCCUCGAGGAGCGUUAAGAUUCGCUCGAUCAUUGCGAAAACUCGACAUCGCCUCCGCUCCAACUACACUGACAUGCCGUACGCCUCCCCUGAAAGAAAACUUUUUAUUGGCAUGCUGUCAAAAAAAAUAUCAGAACCAGAUAUUAGACUAAUGUUUGAACCCUUUGGGCCUAUUGAAGAAUGUUCUGUGUUACGAGAUCCAAAUGGUGUUAGCAAAGGCUGUGCGUUUGUUACAUAUACAACGAAACAAAAUGCCAUCGCUGCUAUUAAAGGUAUGCAUCAUUCACAAACUAUGGAAGGCUGCACAUGUCCUUUGGUGGUUAAGUUCGCGGACACUCAAAAAGAAAAAGAUCAAAAACGCAUGCAACAAAUGCAAGCAAAUCUUUGGGGUUUGGCAGCCACCGGCAACAAUGUUCCCACAGCUCAGUAUCUGGCCCUAGGCGUUUUAGCUAAUCAACAAAUAAACAGUGAUACAAAUUCAUUAUCUUCUCAAGUGCUUCAGCAAAUUCAACUGAAUGCUGCGGCUGCGGCUGUUGCUGCAAACAACAAUACAAAUCAGUUGAACAAUUUGCUUCUCUCAAAUAAUACAGGUGCACUCAAAUCCCAGUACCAUAUCCAAACGUCCAAUUAUCCCUUAAGUUUAGAUACCGUCUCACCGCGACGAAUAGAUUACAACACCGAUGCUUUCUAUGCAGGAUACCAGAAUCUGUCCGCGUCGCCGCCUAGUCUGGGAGACCUGAACCCUGGUAACCUGCAAAACCUGUCGACGUUGGCCAACCUUUCCGUGGGAAACCCAAUCGUUAAUUCUGUAAAUAUGCAAAAUCUCGUUACAUUAGCUGCGAUGGGCGCUAAUUCAGUUUCACCUACAGGAUCCAGUUCAUCUAGUCUAAGUAGUUCAGCUUUGUCAAGUUUGUCGCCUACGUCUGCCGCGGCAGCAGUUUUAAUGGGGAAAAAUUCCGGACUGUUAGCUGGUACUAAUGGUGCGAACAGUACGUACGGAUCGUCGCUGAAUGCACUUGGCCUAACUUUGGCAGAUCUCAACUCGAAUCAAUUUGCAAUGCCACAGUCGCCGCCAACCAGUUCACCACUUUAUUUCAUAAAUAACAACAAUAAUAAUAGUCCUACUAAAGUUUCCGGCAAGCAGAUUGAGGGUCCAGACGGUGCAAAUCUGUUUAUAUAUCAUCUCCCUCAGGAUUUUGCUGAUUCCGAUCUUGUGACAAUGUUUUUGCCAUUUGGCAAUGUAAUAUCAGCAAAGGUUUACAUAGAUAAAGAAACAAAACUGUCCAAAUGUUUCGGUAAGUCGUCUCACGCACACGCAUACCCAAAUAAACCCAUAACGAUGAGACUAUUUAUUUAUUUUAUAUUAUAGUGUCCAUGUUCCCUU
Daktulosphaira vitifoliae (grape phylloxera) is the source of this 1925-nucleotide messenger RNA. RefSeq names its product CUGBP Elav-like family member 1. Gene Ontology annotation, cellular component: nucleus; ribonucleoprotein complex; cytoplasm. The transcript is spliced from 11 exons. NCBI's taxonomy places the organism in Eukaryota, Metazoa, Arthropoda, Insecta, Hemiptera, Phylloxeridae. Gene Ontology annotation, molecular function: mRNA 3'-UTR binding. The record is from RefSeq and is a predicted model, not a curated record. Gene Ontology annotation, biological process: mRNA splice site recognition; regulation of alternative mRNA splicing, via spliceosome. Bases 615 to 1910 code for a protein of 431 amino acids.